Molecule: messenger RNA, 1449 nt
Organism: Rotaria sp. Silwood2
Lineage: Eukaryota; Metazoa; Rotifera; Eurotatoria; Philodinida; Philodinidae
Source: the annotation of a GenBank genome assembly
AUGGGUGGAAGAUUUGGUAAAAAAAACAAGACCCAACUUGGUCCUGGUUUUCCUCCACCUAAUGAUCCUUUCUAUCAACCUGUACCACCACCACCAGGUGGUUAUGGUCCGCCACCUCCAUAUCCUUAUGCUCCAGGUUAUGGACCACCAGGUCCUGGCUGGGGUGAGGAUCCUUAUGAUGUAUAUGGAUAUGGUCCUAGAUAUGCUCCAACCGAAUCAUUGACAAGUAUGUAUGGUGGAUCAAUGCUACCACCGACUUAUUUAGGUGGUCGAUUUGGUCGUGGUAUGUCUCCUUGGAAUUAUGGUAAUUAUUAUAUGGGCAAUACUACAUUGCAAAUGAUACCAUUUAUGCAAAGAAAAUUAGCUAAAUUUUCACAAUUGCAAGCCAUGUCUGGAAUGGGUGGAAUGGGCGGAAUGGGCGGAAUGGGCGGAAUGGGUGGAAUGAUGCCGAUGAUGCCUAUGAUGCCAAUGAUGCCUUGUCUACCAGCAUCAUGUGGUUUACCUAUGGGUUCUUCAAUGAUGGCAGCUGCUACUCCAUUACCAAUUGCAUGUAAUCCACUUGUUCAAUCUAUGUAUCCAAUGGCAUCAAUGAAUAGUUGUAAUUGGAUGACUCCAUCAUCAUUCAUGUCGGCAUUAUCAACAGGCCCUACGGCUUUUAGACCACCCUCACUUGACUUUCCAAAUAAUGUUGGAAUGGUAAUGCCUUUUCCUGGCGGUACACCAAGUCCUUUGCUUGCAUCAUCAUCAUUUGGUGGUUUUUGUCCACAAUAUAAUGUCAGGGGUGGAUUGUCAUGUUGUUGUUGUUAUUGUACAGCAUCAGCACUACCAUCAGCACCACCUGCAAUUAGUUAUUAUCCACGUCCAGUAUGUGUACCACAACCAUAUCCAGUUCCAUGUCCAACUCCAGUAGCAAUUCCUAAUGUUCAACAAGUAGCAGUUCCACGAUCUGUAUCUAUUGUUGCACCACCUAUUAUAGCUGAUUGUAAUCCAUGUUGUCCUAUACCAUCUGGAGCUCCAUUAAUGCCAUCACAAGGUGUUUUAACACAAGGUGGUCUUGGUCAAUCAUUAGUUAUGGGAUCGAAUCAUAUAUCAAGUAAACAAACAUUAUUCGAUGAUGAAACAAGUGAAAAUUCUAAACGUCAAACAUCUAUCCGUAAACCAUUUGAUCAAUCUCGUCGUGCAAAAGCUGAACAGAUAGCUGUCAGUUUAUCUAAACUUGGAUUAAAUAAUACUACGUAUAGAGAUAGUCAUUCAAAUAAAAGCAAACAUCGAAUUAAAUCAAAUCGUAAUCGUUUACAUAAUGAUUAUUCUUUAGUUUCGAAAUCAAAUGAUAAAUAUAUUUCAGAUUCUGAUUUUUCUUUAUCAGAUAAAUCAAAACGAAAACAAUAUAAUAAAUCUACACGUUAUUCUCGUUCAAAUGGUCGUAGAAGUUUAUCAAUAUAUGAUUAG